CUGUGACCAGUCUGAGUCCCUCCAACAUCUGAGUGGUCAUCGUGUGCUUGGUGACCACUCCUGCCCACAUGAUGAUAUUAAGAUCAAGAUCAAGAUCACGACUAAAGGAUGAACGACAUCGACAGCCAGACUGAUCUUUCCAAUCGAGGACCAUACACGAGGAUCCACAUGUCGCAUGAAGACGACGAACCUAGGGGUUUUUCUAAUACCGCAGGAAGUGAUAAUGAGGCUGAAGCCCAAAUGGCCGAUCUUGGCACCAAUUUCCAUGAAGCAAAAUGGAGAAGGUUUCGUGGGUUCUACCGAGACCAGUACCUCGACCUGUACAAAAGCACUUAUGAGAGUGCGGAGCGACAUUUCGAAUCACAACAGCUCCCUUCAACACAAUUGGGCGUCGUGUACUGGAACUCUGAUGAGAAGGCCAGAUUAUACGAGGGCUUAACCCGCAAGGGAAGGCAUGACUUGCCGGCUCUAUCGCGCUUUGUGGGCACCAAAUCAGUGCUUGAGAUCGCCGCAUAUCUAGACUGGAUCAAACAACAAGAGACUGACAGACAACUCUUUGAGCGUCGGACAAGAAACAUUUCCCAAGCUGAUAUCCCUGCAGCGAUCGAAAUUGGUGUUGAAUGCGAAGAACAUCUCAACAAAGCAGCGGACGCACUCUCGGCUUUCCAAGAGCAUUUCGACUACGCAGCAGGCCAGCGAAGCAAUAGAUUGUGGCUCAUUGACAAGGAAAAAGCCACCGGGCUGGAUGCUGCGUGCGAAAAAUUGGACAAAGACCCCUUCGGGCCUCAAGAUGUCAGUGAGGAUGCAUCUUCUGGCUCCAAAACGGAGCUGUUUCAUCUUGCCAAAUUUCUUGAAUUGAGCGAAAAGAUAUUCAUGGUGGAAGAGCUUAACAAUGCUGCAGAAAUCCAGGACGUCAUCCUGGAAACUGGGGAAACUCCAUCGAUGACGGUGGAUGUCGUCAACGAUCUGUACGAUAUUGUUGUAAACCUCACCCGAAGACUGAUCCAGUCCAUCCUGUUUCUCGCCCAGUCUCGGCUCAAGGCGACUACAACUGCACAAUCUCAAAGCUCUCAACUUGUUAGACACGAAGACGUCAUCGCUGCAGCUAAUAUCCUGAAAAUGGAGGAAAAUUCCUGGGAUUACUGGAAGAGGUUGCCUAAAAGACGCGGGCUGGCAGUGUUUGAGACAGCGGCUAGAAUGAAGCGCAAGGGGACGAAAGCCAUGAGCUACGGCGAAGUCGAAGAAGCACUGUCUGGACGCAGGCUGCGAAUGUGGGAGUCGUCGUCACCAAGCUCGGCCUAUUCCAUCUCGCCGAACCCGAGUAAAGGAGCUCCUUCAGACGAUGACAAUGAUCAACCGCACUACUCCGCUGAUCGCGAAGACGAAGAACUGGAAACUUCGGAUGAAGGUGUCACCAAUUCCGAUUACGAUGAUUCAAAUGAUUCAGAUGAGACAGAUGUCGACUCGCAGUCAAACAUGGAGGAGGAGAUUCAACCCCAGUCUCGCCCGACGCCACUGCAAAGACUGGAGCGCCUCCAGGAGGAAGAGAGUGAAUAUUUGGAACGCAUCGACCAGGAAGAACGACAACGGGACGAAACGAAAAUAUUUGAACUACUGGGUAUCAAGUCUGAAAGGCCUGUCAAAAUGGAGACUCCGGUGGCGGUUAUGGGGCGGCCAAAGGUGCUCAGGAAGACUGCUGAAGACAUCCAAGGUUGGUCUGCCAUUUAUCAAGCAGAAUGGGAAACCCAAGGCAACGAAGACCAAGACGAAGACGAAUUGCGUGACACCAAGAGGAGAAAGACGGGACCGGUAGUGUGAUUGUGAAUCAGGUUACUUGACUGGGUCAUCUCAGAACACAGAAAAGAAAGAGACAUCAUAUUGUCCGAGGCAGGCACUUGAACAAUGGUGACUGCCUGGUGAAUUGGAACACGCAAUUUAAGCUUAACAUCAAGGUUGCAGUAGCGCCGGAUCUCCCCAUAUGAGAUUCAGCCUGGGAAGGCACGCCUGCAAAUCGUAAACAAAACCCGAAGCUUCCAAUUUCACAAGACAAAC
This is a messenger RNA of Exophiala mesophila, 2052 nucleotides long. RefSeq lists its product as uncharacterized. The transcript has a single exon. Lineage: Eukaryota; Fungi; Ascomycota; Eurotiomycetes; Chaetothyriales; Herpotrichiellaceae. The coding region runs from base 109 to 1818 and encodes 569 amino acids. The record is from RefSeq and is a predicted model, not a curated record. Gene Ontology annotation, cellular component: RNA polymerase I upstream activating factor complex. Gene Ontology annotation, biological process: nucleolar large rRNA transcription by RNA polymerase I; transcription initiation at RNA polymerase I promoter. Gene Ontology annotation, molecular function: RNA polymerase I general transcription initiation factor activity; rDNA binding.